GCGCAAACAUGGCCUCUGACACUCUGAUUCCCGACACGCGAGUACUUGCCAUCGCCAGCCACGUGGUACACGGCUAUGUCGGCAAUAAAAUGGCAACGUUUGUCAUGCAGUCGCUAGGUUGCGAUGUGUCCGCGAUCAACACGGUACACUACAGCAAUCACACGGCGUACAAGCAGACCAAGGGCACAAAGACGUCAGCGGCUGAGAUUCUCGAGCUCUACGAAGGCCUCCGUCAGUCGAACCUCAGCAACUUUGACGUGCUCCUGACGGGAUAUGUGCCGAGCGCCGAGGCGGUACAAGCGAUAGGAACUAUUGGGAGGGAUAUCAAGUUCAAUGCGGGCACGAAGCCAGGCAGCUUUUUCUGGGUGCUUGACCCGGUCAUGGGAGACAACGGCAAGCUAUACAUUCCCGAGGAUGAAGUGCCAGAGUACAAGGCAUUGCUACGCGAGGCAGACCUCAUCCUACCCAACCAGUUCGAGGCAGAACUACUCUCAGAGACGCCCAUCACGGACCUCAAGUCUCUUGCAGCCGCCAUCCAAGUGCUGCACAAGACAUAUCGGGUUCCACACGUGAUAAUCACAUCUCUGCGUCUGACGCGCGACAACCAAACAGUGCCAUCAAGACCAGUCUCCAAACCGGGUACAGGCACGCACACGCCUUUGGAAGGGCAAUCGACAGACGCAGCAGCACCGACAUGCAUGCCACAAGCAGCACCAGCGCAGAAUCCCGACGACGACGACGACGACGACAUCCAAAACCUGACCAUUAUCGGCUCCACAGCAACGUCAGACUACACGCCACGCCUCUUCCGCAUCGACACGCCCCAGCUCCCCCUCUUCUUCUCGGGCACCGGCGACAUGUUCGCCGCACUCACCAUCCCACGCCUCAUUGAAGCCGUGCACGCAGCCUCAACACCAGACGCAAAUGUAGCCGCAACGCCCAGCUGGCGCUCGCCCGACUCGGUGCCGCCCACGCAGCUCCCGCUCGCCAAAGCCUGCCAGAAAGUCCUCGCCUCCAUGCAAGCCGUCCUCGCAAAAACUACCACGUCGUGUCUGCGCAAAAUGGCUGAUUACGAUGAGCGCGCUGCUGCUGCUACUACUACUACUACUCCUUCCGACGCCUCCCCAGAAGCCAGGCGCGACGCCGACAAGAAACGCCAUUUGGCGCUUAUGAAUGCCAGCGAGGUCGCCGUCGUCAGGUACGCGAGCGAUCUGCAGGAUCCACCCAAUGUAGAUAGGUUUGCGCCGCAGGAGGUGCGUGAGGGCGGCGGCUUUGGUGCCUAGGAGUGUGGGCGAGAGAGAGAGAGAGU
Messenger RNA from Exserohilum turcica Et28A, 1309 nucleotides. RefSeq lists its product as uncharacterized. Gene Ontology annotation, biological process: pyridoxal 5'-phosphate salvage. Bases 9 to 1283 code for a protein of 424 amino acids. The transcript has 6 exons. Gene Ontology annotation, cellular component: cytosol. Gene Ontology annotation, molecular function: pyridoxal kinase activity. Lineage: Eukaryota; Fungi; Ascomycota; Dothideomycetes; Pleosporales; Pleosporaceae. The record is from RefSeq and is a predicted model, not a curated record.